This is a messenger RNA of Beta vulgaris subsp. vulgaris (sugar beet), 879 nucleotides long. RefSeq lists its product as uncharacterized. NCBI's taxonomy places the organism in Eukaryota, Viridiplantae, Streptophyta, Magnoliopsida, Caryophyllales, Amaranthaceae. The record is from RefSeq and is a predicted model, not a curated record. The transcript has a single exon. Bases 1 to 879 code for a protein of 292 amino acids.
AUGGAGUCCCCCCCAGUCCCAAAGAUUAAGCUUCCGACGAUAGAGCCUUUCGAUGGCACUAUAGAUCCGGAUGAUCACUUGUCAGCAUACAAACAUCAGAUGUAUGUUCAGGGAGUUGAUGAUGCUACAUGGUGCAAGAACUUUCCAGCUACGCUGAAAGGGGUAGCUCAAAAAUGGUUUAACAAUCUUCCGCCUAACUCGGUGAAUAAUUUCACUGAGCUUAGUAUCUUGUUUACUAGCCAUUUUGUCGCAAAUCGACAAGAGCAGAAGAACAACAUGCAUCUAGGAAAGGUUGUCCAAGGACCUAAAGAAGCCUUAAGAAGCUAUGUAAAGAGAUUUAAUCUGGAAGCAUUGCAGAUCCAGGAUCCGAAUGCGGGAGUGGCUUUUGACGCCUUCAUCAGAGGUUUAAGACCAGGGAGCUUUAAGUUCAAUUUGGUAAAGAAGAAGAUAUCCACCUUAACUGAGGCCGCUCAGGAGGCCGAGGCAUUUAUCCAUGCUACGGAAGUUUGUGCGAAAGAAAAACAUCCGGAAGCAAAGAAAAUUGAAGAAACCAUUCAGCCUAAGAAGAACCUCCCCAAGAAAGCUGAAACUUGGGAAGUGACUUCAAUGCCAACUUCAUCAAAACGAAGCAAGAUAACUGAGCCAGCAACAUCAGCUGAGCCUAUAGAGUUCAGUAAGGAUCAGUACUCCAUUCUCAUGGAAAUCAAAGAUCAAUACGAACUGAAGACGCCAACAGAAAUGAAGAUGGCUUACAGAAACAGAGAUAAAAGCAAGUACUUUCAUUUCCACAAAGAUUGUGGUCAGGAGACGAUCGAAUGUAAGCAUCUGAAAAGAGCUUUGGAAGACUUAGCUCGCAAGGGUAAGAUGAACUCUUAUUGA